Quercus robur (English oak) is the source of this 2768-nucleotide messenger RNA. RefSeq names its product G-type lectin S-receptor-like serine/threonine-protein kinase CES101. The record is from RefSeq and is a predicted model, not a curated record. The transcript has 4 exons. Lineage: Eukaryota; Viridiplantae; Streptophyta; Magnoliopsida; Fagales; Fagaceae. The coding region runs from base 1134 to 1703 and encodes 189 amino acids. Gene Ontology annotation, biological process: protein phosphorylation. Gene Ontology annotation, molecular function: ATP binding; protein tyrosine kinase activity.
AAGCCACUCAAAGAUGUUUAAAAAAUGUACUUUUCAAAUUUUCACUGAUAACUUCAGCCAAGAAGCAUCUAUAUUUAACUGUGCUCCAUAGUACAUUAUGUAUAACACUUGUCUCUCUUAGUGACUGGUCUGUCACGCAUCUAUUAAUCAGAUAUGGAAAACUAUUAUGGUCUUUCUCGUAAAACACUUCACCUUCAUUUACCGCAAAAAUGUUCGGAAAAAUGAUAAUUAUGUGCCUCUCUCUACAUUUUAGAUUUGUUACUUGGUAACACCUACAUUUUUAUUCUUUCCAUAAACAUGCAACACUGCCUAGUGGCAAGAUAGGGGUUUCAGCCAAUAUAGUUGAUACAUUCGAUGAGCUACUAGUUAGUAGAAGAGGCUUUUGCACAUUCUCAAUCUUGAAUCGCAUUUCCCAGUAAAAGCAGUUGGUUUACUUGAAAGAUAAAUUUUAUAUAAGCCAAUUAAUUAUUUAAGGAAUCAAUAUUUCUAGAUGUUCUAGCUUUACUCUGAAUUUGUAAGUCUUCAAAUAGAUACUUCCUCUAAUGACACACUAUCAUAGUGUUAUACAUAAUGUACUGAGCCAUGAACACUUUAGGAGAAUAAAUUGAGUUAUGUGAUAAAGUGAGUGAGAUGAACUGAGCCAUAUUUUAGGAGAAUAAUUUGAAUUAAUUAUGUGAUAAAGUGAAUGAGAUGCACUGAGCUAUUCCCAUUUAUCUUGCUUACACAAUGAAAAGAGCCACUAGUUUAUCUCUCUAUCAAAUCAAAUUUGCAAUAUUUAUGUUAUGAUUUACUAAUUUAAAUUAAAAACAAGGAUUUCGUUUGAUCUAAUUUGGCUUUAAAGGUGAUAUUUAAUUUUGUUGUAGAUUUUUUAAGUCCUAUAUAUACCCCUUUCGUUUCUAAGUUAUUGUAGGCAAUAAGCAUAAUUUAAAAAAAUUCUACUUUUAAUUGUUUAUGCAGAAGAAUCGCGAGUUUCAUUCCUAUGCAUCAUUGCAACAAUAGGAGGACCGUGUAUGCUGGCAUUAUUAUACUGUUUUGUAUGGAGAAAACAUGAAGCGAAAGCUAAACCACUGAUACGGAUCAUCAUUACAAAAAUAGGCGAUCUCAUUGUACUCAUGUUCAGUUCCAUACGCUAAAUGAUACAAGAAAAUCAUAGAUAUUGCGGGAAGAGAAACAGAGAGAAAGAUAUAUUAUUACAUGAGCUAGAAAGAAGAGAUGGUAAGAAGAGCCAUGAACUGCAAUUUUUCAGCUUUGAAAUCGUAGCAUCAGCCACAAACAAUUUUACAACUACAAGCAAGCUUGGAGAAGGUGGGUUCGGAUCUGUUUACAAGGGACAACUGCCUGAUGGGCAAGAAGUUGCAAUAAAAAGGCUCUCAAGGAGUUCUGGACAAGGAUUUUUGGAGUUCAAGAAUGAAGCAAUACUAAUUGCCAAACUGCAGCACACUAAUCUUGUUAGGCUUGUUGGAUGUUGCAUUCAUAAAGAAGAGAUGAUGCUCAUCUAUGAAUACAUGCCUAAUAAAAGCCUUGACUUUUUUUCUCUUCGGUUAGAAAAUUUUGACAAUUUAGUUAAUUAUCUUUCUUUUGGUUUUUGUCAAUUGCUCACACAUAUGUUCUACUACAGAUCCUGCAAAGAAGAAUAUUCUAGAUUGGAAGAAACGUUUCAACAUCAUUCAAGGGAUCCAUCAAGGGCUUCUAUACCUUCAUAACUACUCAAGAUUAAGAAUAAUUCAUAGAGAUCUAAAGGCCAGUAAAAUUUUACUUGAUGAUAAGAUGAAUCCAAAGAUUUCGGAUUUUGGUAUGGCUAGAAUAUUUGGGUCAAAUGAUUCUGAAGUAAACACAAACAGAGUUGUUGGGACACAGUGAGUGAUUAAACCACUUUGCUACAAAGUGCAUGGAUAUGAAUGUGCUUACAUGAAUGUGUUUCUUCCUUCACAUACUAACAAAGUUUGUUCAAUUGUUCAGUGGUUAUAUGCCUCCAGAGUAUGUGAUGGAGGGAGUUUUCUCAACAAAAUCAGAUGUUUUUAGCUUUGGAGUCCUAUUGUUGGAGAUUGUUAGUGGUCAAAAGAAUUAUAGUAGUUACCAUUCUUAACGGCCUCUCAAUCUUAUUGGAUAUAUAAGUCCCUAAUGACACUAAGCUUAUUUUGUCUAAACACCAUGUUAUAGUUCAUAACCGUAAGAGUCCUGGAAUUGUUUCAGGCAUGGGAGUUGUGGGGAGAAGGUAGAGGCUUGGAGUUAAUUGAUACAGCUUUAGGUGAUUUAGAUCACAUUGAUCAAGUGUUGAGGUGCAUUCAUGUGGGUCUCCUGUGCGUCCAACAAAGCCCAGUUGAUAGACCUACCAUGUUAGAUGUGAUAUUUAUGAUAUAUAAUGAAGCCAAUAAGCUACCUGCACCAAAGCAACCGGCAUUUUUCCUCGGAAGGAAUAUACCAGAGGCAGGAAUUGUAGAAUGCAGACCAGAAAAUUGUUCAUCAAAUGAUAUAUCAAUUUCAGAGAUGGUACCGAGGUGAAGGGACCUGAGUCUUUCAACCUAUAUCGCCGUAAAGCAAAUUUUACCAUAGAAAGCAACAGUAAUAUCCCAUGUUAACAUGGUGGUUGUGUGCGUCACAUUUUCAUUCUGGGAGAAUCACAGGAUAUAUAUGUCUAUGUAUAUGGCUCUAUGCGCACUGUAGUUUAAAAUUUAUUUGAUUAUCUUCUUCCGAAUGUUAUUAAUUUACACAUGUUAGCAUAUGCUCUACAAAACCAUCAGAUGUGAAUUGUAAUUCCAAAAUUUCCU